AAUGUUCCAUACAUAGGUAAAUCCAAUGACGCAUUUAUCCUGUCAACUUCACGUGCUUAUGCCUCUAUUAUUCACGUGCGAUAAGCUUACAUUAUACAGAAAGUAGUUCAUUCAUGAUCGGACAGCUAUGGAACCUAACGCUUUCCUUGUCUGUUUCUUGACGGUGUGUCUUUUUGGGGGCAUUUUUGGAGAAUCGCCUACAGUUUAUAUCACGAAACAGUGUGGGAAGUCGGUAAACAUCAGUGAACAAAACUUCGUCGAACUCUCGCCAGCUACGAGACCCAGGAUUACCAAUACAACUUGUAGGCUGAAUCUCGCUCCAUUCAGCCCAAACAGCAAUGACUCGGGUCUGGUCCUGACCAUUGAGCACAUAGGACUGUCAAGUAAAACAUCAGGCGCAUGCCUCAAUAACAGAAUCAACAUAUAUGAUGGCACAGAAAAACUGAACAAACAGGAUAUAUGUGGAAGGUACUUAGAUCAACAAACUUUUGUAACCAAUAGUACAGCUCACCAUAUGAUGGGAAUAGAACUGAUAUCACGUGACUAUCAGCAAAGAGACAUCAGUUUAAAGGCAGUUGUCACUCCUUAUCACAAUGGUCCUUGCUUCUCUAAUGAGUUCCAAUGCGCUAACGGUCGCUGUAUCUCCGUGAAUCUCAUAUGUAACAAGCACGAUAAUUGUGGAGACCACAGCGACGAACUGAACAAGCUGUGUGGGUUGCUGUACCUGAGCGUCGCCGCCAUUGUGGGGAUCAUUCUGGCGGUACUGGCGGCCAUCAUUUGUAUCCCCUGUCUGUUCAUCGUGUUCUGUUGUAAGGGGAACAGAAGAAGGCGGGUCGUGUAUCAGAGGAUCUAGUAUAUUGGAUCUUUAUAUAAUAAACAAAGUGUGAUUAUGUUUUCUAUGAUUAUAUCCAACAAACAUUGUGAUUAUGUUUUUUUUUAUGAUUAUAUCCAACAAACAGAGUGUUAUUAUGUAAUCUAUGAUUACAUGUAUAUCCCGCAAACACAGUGUGAUUAUGUUAUCUAUGACUAGAAUAUUGGAUUUACACUGUACAUCCAACAGAGUGUGAUUAUGUUAUCUAUUAUAAAUUGUAAUAUUGGAUUUAUGUCCAAUAGAUAUGGACAUACGUCAUCCAUCAUUAGAAAAAACGGAUUAAAAUCCAGCAGAGUGUGAUUAGGAUAUCCAUGAUUUAUUUAGCAAAUCAGAUUUAUAUUCAACUUAAGCAUCGCAAAAUUUGCUUUUGUACUAUUUAAUUUGCGUUUUUUAUUGUUAUCAUGUAAUGUGUAGAUAAUACACUUUAAAAGUGUUUGUCGGAUCAAAUCAUCUUUGAUUUAUGAACAAAUUGAAAUGCCCUAUUCAACGUGAAUAUACUGUAAAAUUUUGAAUGUAAAUGUGUGACUCUUUGUUUUUGCUUUAUUAUAUGUGUGCCUAAAAUAUCAUUUUUGCAUAAUUUUGUAUAUGUAUUUCGAUGUUGUUUUAAGACAAAAUUUCUAGUUUCUCUGAUGUUUUCUGCAUUUUGCUUACAAAUAUUAUACAUAUUACACAUUUGAUAAUCAUACCUUUUUAAUGACGUCA
Magallana angulata is the source of this 1573-nucleotide messenger RNA. Its product is annotated as transmembrane protease serine 7-like. NCBI's taxonomy places the organism in Eukaryota, Metazoa, Mollusca, Bivalvia, Ostreida, Ostreidae. The transcript is spliced from 4 exons. The record is from RefSeq and is a predicted model, not a curated record. Gene Ontology annotation, molecular function: protein binding. Bases 128 to 853 code for a protein of 241 amino acids.